CGUCGGAGAAUCCAGCGGUUUCAGCUGCAUCCUCAUCCUCUGGGGUCCCCGAAGACGUUUUCGAAGACGCCUGCAGUAUAUGCCUUGAGCCCUUCACUACGGCCGACCCGUCCACUCGAGGAAAGUGGCUUCAGAAUUUCAAGCAAGUGCUAUUAGAUAAACUAAUAGACUUGGACAUGGGCUAUUAGAUAUCAUGUGUAUUCAUUUAUGCUCCGUUCCUUUUAAUCGGUGUUGAGCAGCUUGAGCUUUUGAAUGCGACUUGGUAACAGUGGUCCUGAUUAUCACUCUUUAGGCUUAAAUUCAUCUGAUAAGUGGUGUGAUAUGUUAUUCAGAUCAAUCCUCUAAUUUCUAGUUGCCCUGUUUUGGCUUUCUGAAUCAGUUAUAAAAUAUGUGCUCUUAUCUUAGUUUGGAGCUACUGAUUUGUGUAUUAAGGCUCCAUUUGUGUACCCAUGGAAUGCAGAUCGUUGAAAAUUUGGACAAAGAUUACCAGUUGCAAACAUGAAUACCAUCUUCAUUGUAUCCUUGAAUGGUCUCAAAGAAGCAAAGAGUGCCCAAUAUGUUGCCAGUUACUUGUCUUAAGGGACUCUGCCAGCCAAGAGCUUCUAGCUGCAGUUGGUAUUGACAGGCACUCAAGGUCAAGAAACAGUUAUUCUGCUGCUCCUACAUCUCUUCAUAGUUUCUGCAAGGACUUUGAUGUCGGGCAUGACAUACCUAAUUCAGAUGUCUCUGAUUUUGAUGAGCGUAUAAUGCAGCAUCUGACUGCUGCUACUAGUAGAGCUCAAUAUGUUUGUAGAAGGGAAAGGCAGAGGUAUACUGGGAAUGGUCCUUCCCAAGUUCUUGCUUUCACCUCUCCCACAAAUAUGUCACGGCAACCAUAUGCCGGUUCACCAGAAGAUUGCCCAAAUUUAAGUUACAGAUCAACUGGGGGUCGAUCAGCAUCUUUGGACAUACCUUCUGCUGACAACUUUGAACCUCCUGCAUCUGUGGAUGUUAAUUUGGUCUCCAGUACUCCUCUCAACAGAGAUAUCCCUUUUAAUCCCAGCAUUCUUUAUUGCCAGCCACCAUCUGAUAGUCCAAGAAGACCAAGUGCAUCUGAGAUGUUAUCCUUUCCAGAGACUCUCAAAUCUAAACUGUCUGCUGCUUCAUCUAGAUACAAGGAAUCAAUCUCAAAAAGUACCCGAGGCUUUAAGGAGAAGCUGCUUGCUCAUAAUGACUCAGUAAAGGAGCUAGGCAAAGAAGUUCAGCGUGAGCUGAAUGCAGGAAUUGUUGGUCUUGCACGAAUGAUUGAACGCCUGGAUCUUAAUUCAAAGCAAUCUGGAUCAUCUGUUCCUGUUUUCAGUUGUACUGGAGGCACUUCAAACCUCUCCUUCAAAGGGAAGGGUGUGGAAGGAAAUGUUGAUGCACGGUCACUUGACAAAAUCUCUGGGAAAAUUGCUUGUGAUUUAAGUCCAAAUGCAACCUUCAACUCUGGUGCUAUACAUGGACAAUCAGGAAAUCCUCACCCACAGAGUGGAUAUUGAUGCUGGUACUGGCUCUUCAACUGAACUCUGUUAUAUGAGCUCACUGCAAGGCAUAUGGUGCAAGCGACGAAAUGUGUUUAAACCAAUCCGCUGGUUCGUAAGCGUCCUGCAUUGCCUACCUAUAGUCUAUACAUGCGAAGUGGAAACCUUUAUUGAUCGGAUCAUAUGUUGUUCUGCCCUAUAGUGUUCUCCUUUCUUCGUAAGUAAGUUUUAAAUAGACAGCAGAUAAUUCCGACUUCCUAUUAUCUCCCAUUUGCAAUGUUUUUUUUUGAAGUUUUAAUUGCUUUCUUUCAUGUGGGAGCAGUGAGUCAUUUGUAAAGCAGUGAAUGAAUAACUUUGAGACUCUUUUCUACAAAGCAGUCCUCGUCUCUUUAGAACUUGAAAUCGUUAAUAUGCUUGGUAACCUAUCUUAAAUUUACAAUAAAGAUAGGUUCCUAAGCAGUUAAGCAUGCUCGGA
This is a messenger RNA of Juglans regia (Persian walnut), 1977 nucleotides long. Its product is annotated as E3 ubiquitin-protein ligase RHF1A-like. The coding region runs from base 450 to 1520 and encodes 356 amino acids. The transcript is spliced from 9 exons. The record is from RefSeq and is a predicted model, not a curated record. Gene Ontology annotation, molecular function: ubiquitin-protein transferase activity; metal ion binding. Lineage: Eukaryota; Viridiplantae; Streptophyta; Magnoliopsida; Fagales; Juglandaceae.